This is a messenger RNA of Schistocerca nitens (vagrant locust), 3194 nucleotides long. It is a transcript of the gene Pms2, whose product is annotated as mismatch repair endonuclease PMS2. The record is from RefSeq and is a predicted model, not a curated record. The transcript is spliced from 14 exons. Lineage: Eukaryota; Metazoa; Arthropoda; Insecta; Orthoptera; Acrididae. Gene Ontology annotation, molecular function: mismatched DNA binding; ATP hydrolysis activity; ATP binding. Gene Ontology annotation, cellular component: MutLalpha complex. The coding region runs from base 170 to 2947 and encodes 925 amino acids. Gene Ontology annotation, biological process: mismatch repair.
UCUGGAUGGCGCGAAAUGUUUGUUUACAUGGUUUCGCGCUGUUACAAGCAAAAUUGUGUCAAAAGAUUUAUGAAAAAUGACUAGGAAAGUGAAUACAUUACUUUGUGUGUCAGCCAAAGUGGUUGUUCACCCAAUAUAAAAUUUUUCCCUUUCACAGUCCUGGAUCAGAAUGGAUGUGUAUCCAGAAGCCGAAACCGAAACGACGUUAGAUUUGAAAAAUUUUACGUGCGGAAGUGAAGAAACAAAACAAAGUGUUAUCCAUCAAAUUGACAAGGAAUCUUCGAGCAAGCUUUGCUCAGCACAGGUAGUUUUAAAUUUGGCAGUUGCUGUUAAAGAACUUGUUGAAAAUAGUUUGGACGCUGGUGCACGCAAUAUAGACGUAUUUUUGAAAGACUAUGGAAGUGAUACAGUAGAAGUCUGUGAUGAUGGAUCGGGCGUCGUUGAAAGAGAUUUUCAGGCUUUGACCCUGAAACACCAUACCUCUAAACUAAGGGAUUACUCAGAAUUAAGUUUUGUUGAAACCUUUGGGUUUCGCGGAGAAGCACUGAACUCUUUGUGUGCCCUUGGUGACUUGACAAUUUUAACACGCCACAGUAGUGCCAGUUGUGCAACAAGACUGGAAUUUGACCAUAAUGGACACAUAACAAAGCAAACACCAUGUGCUCGUCAGGUAGGGACAACGGUCUGCAUCAAGAACCUAUUUGUAACAUUUCCUGUGAGACAUAAGGACUUCCAGCGCAACUUGCGUAAAGAAUUCAGCAAAAUGGUGCAGAUUCUACAUGCUUAUUGUCUCAUCUCCACCGGUGUAAGGAUCACAUGUACAAACCAGCCAAAGAAGGGUAGCCGCACUACUGUUGUUAGUACUCAGGGAAGCAAUACUAUAUCUGAAAAUAUUACCUGCAUAUUUGGUUCAAAACAGGUUCAUGGACUUAUGAAGAUAUCUCAAGUAAAACCAAGUGUAGAAAUUCUGCAGAGCUUAGGCCUCUCUGAAAAACUUGCUGAUGCAGAUUACCCAUUCACACUGGAGGGCCUCGUAUCGUCUUGCUCUCAUGGAGAAGGCAGAUCAGCUCCUGACAGACAGUUUUAUUAUGUGAACUCGAGGCCAUGUGAGCCAGCACAGGUGAUGAAAGUAGUGAAUGAUGUUUAUCACGUGUUCAACAAAAAGCAGUACCCAUUUGUUUUUAUGAAUAUAAAAAUGGAGAAAGAUAAUGUUGAUGUGAAUCUAACUCCUGACAAGAGGCAAGUUUUGCUGAACCAAGAAAAACUUCUAUUGGCAUCUAUAAAGGGAUCAUUGCUGAAACUAUAUGAGUCGGUUCCUUCAACACUCAAGGUGAAUAACGUACCAUCUUUUACACAAUCUCCUACACCAUCACCAUCAUUAGAAUCACCUCUAUCAGGGUUAGAUAUCAUACAACAGUGGCGCCGUUCUCCAAGCAGUGAUUCUGGGUCCCCAGUGAGUGGUGUUUGUUCUCCUUCAAGUAACUAUAGUUCUCCAGGAGGAGCCACUGGAUCUCCAGGAACUCUUGGGUCAUCAAAGAGAGGCAUUAAAAGGACUCUUGAGAUUAUUCGCCAAGAUAAAUAUGGCCGAUCAAAACAGCAUUGUCUGAACAACUACUUUACACAUAUGAGUGUGAAAAAAACAGGUGUAUCUGAGGUAGUAGACACAGCUGCACAAGCACACACCAAAAAGGGAAAUGGUGACAACAGUUUUGAAAGGAAUGUGUACUCAUUCAGCAGAACUGUGUCUGUCCUUUCUGAUGAGUCACCUGAAUCUAUUAAAACUCCUUUUGAAUAUGGAGAAGAAUCUGAGGAACAGAAUCUAAACAGUAUAGUAUCUACAUUCAGUCGUACUACAUCUGUUUCCUCUGCAGCCGAAAGUAAAAACAGUGUGUCAGAUAGAAUCCAGACAUGUUCAGAAAAUGUGAAUCUAAUCAGUGAGGAUUAUUUAGAACAAAGAACUUGUGUGACCAGUAGAACGACAAAUAAGACUCCUGAUGUGGAAACUGAAAUAUUUGUUGGUAGUAGUAAUAAUGUUACUGCAGAAGAACCCAGACCCGUAGAUGUUACAAGUGAGAUAAACUCUAUAGAUGAUGAAGUGAUCAUUACAGAAGAUGAAAUAGGUGACCAUGAAUUUGUCACUUCUGAAGUUACUUAUGUAUCGGAACCUAUUAGAUGGAAUGUUGAUUUAAAUUCCAUUACUGAAGAAAUGGAAGCUUUUAAACGGUUGUCCAAGUCUACAGCAGAUGCAGAAUGUAACUUUAAAUUCAAAGCUGAAAUUGAUCCAGCGCAGAACUCUCUUGCAGAACAAGAGCUUAGGAGAGAGAUUACAAAAGACAUGUUUGCUAAGAUGAAAAUAGUUGGGCAGUUUAAUAAAGGUUUCAUUAUAACACAUUUGGAUUCCGAUCUCUUCAUCAUUGAUCAGCAUGCAUCAGAUGAAAUUUACAAUUUUGAAAUGUUGCAAAAAACUGUAUCACUUCAAAACCAGAAACUUGUUGUGCCACAGAAGUUAGACCUCACUUAUAUUAAGGAAUGUUUACUCAUUGAAAAUUUGGACAUUUUCAAUAGAAAUGGUUUUGAAUUUAUUAUUGAUGAAACAGCUGAACCAACAAAGAGGGUGAAAUUGAGUUCAAUUCCCAUUAGCAAAAACUGGACGUUUGGGAAGGAUGAUAUAGAUGAGUUGCUGUUUAUGUUGGAAGGUGCUCCCCAUGUAAUGUGUCGACCAACUCGUGUACGGGCAAUGUUUGCAUCACGAGCAUGUCGUAAAGCCGUUAUGAUUGGAACAGAUCUUAGUCUAGCAGAAAUGCGAAGAAUUGUUGAUCAUAUGGGUGAGAUGGACAGUCCCUGGAACUGCCCACAUGGACGCCCAACUAUGCGGCACUUGGUAAAUUUCAGCAUUUUCUUCAAAAAUGAACUACCAGAUUCAGGAAUUAAAGUAAUUAGCAAAUAAUUUUAGUGCUGUUAUGUUGAUUUUGUUAUAAAAUAUACAAAAAACACAAAUGAUGUAAAAAAAUUACAGAAAUUCUUUUAUAGAAACAAUUUACAUAUUUUUAUAGCAGUUUUGUUCUUGGCGUUUGAUACUUGUAGAUAAGAAUAUUUAUUUGAUAGGCAACUGAGGAGCAGUUAAGACUGUUGUGCCUUAAAAGAUUUUCUUUUAAUUAGUAGGCCUAUGCUUUUACAUUCACAGUUUAGUUUGA